AAGAAAACAUGAAAUUAAUAUUUUUUGUUUCUAUAAUUUCGAUAGCUGCAUGCGCAGAAUUAUCCGAUCUUGAACAUUGGACAAAUUUUAAGACGACGUUUAAUAAAACAUAUGGACAAUCCAAAGAAGAAAUCAAGCGUUAUUCAAUUUUCCAAAAUAAUCUCAGGAAAAUUGAAGAUCACAAUAAAAAAUUUUUGAAUGGAGAAACCACGUGGGAAAUGGGUAUCACCAGAUUCGCUGAUUGGAGCGAAGAAGAAUUUUUCAAACAUGGUAAAGGAUUAAACUCUAAAAAAAUCAUCAAGGCUUCUUCUAAGGCGGUUACAGAUAUUGUAGAUGAAUGGGGUUUCUGUAUUCAACUCAGGGAUGAGAUUAAUGAACCAAAAAGAAAUAUUAAACUUGCUGAUGACGAAUAUGAUUAUGAUGACAGUCUUGUUGAUUUUCCAGAGUCAGUUGACUGGAGAACAAAAGGUUUUGUACUACCACCUAGGGAUAUGGGUGAACGUGAAGAACAUUAUGCCUAUUCAAUAGCCGCAGCCUUAGAAUCCCGUAGAGCAGAUCAAAACGGCAUCUUGGAGUACUUGAGUCCACAAUUUUUAAUAGACUGUAGUCCAGGCAAUUCGUUCGGCAGUACUUUUACAUUAAUCUUUCACAAAGGUAUUCCGCAAGAAGAUCGUUAUCCACUUAUAGAAGGAAAAGGAGAAUGUAAAUAUUUAAAUGAUACCAGUUGUAUAGCAUACUCGUACGUACAUCCAGAAGAAACAGUAGGAACAAUCGUAAGAGGUUACAACCCAUUAGCAGCUGAGAUAGACGGAGGAGACUUGCAACUAUACAAGUCUGGAAUCAUAGAUGAUUCGAACUGCAAAAAUGGGAUACGAAAAGACUGGAGUGCUGUGAUUGUAGGUACAGGAGUUGAAAAUGGAACCCCCUACUGGAUCUUCAAAAAUUCUUGGGGGACGUCUUGGGGAGAAGAGGGUUACUUCAGAUUAAUCAGAAAGAAGGAAGCUUGUGGGGUAUCAAGUAAUGCUUGUGCCGCAGAUAUUGUUGAUCCAUGGAUUUAGUAUUCAGUCA
Molecule: messenger RNA, 1068 nt
Organism: Psylliodes chrysocephalus
Lineage: Eukaryota; Metazoa; Arthropoda; Insecta; Coleoptera; Chrysomelidae
Source: the annotation of a GenBank genome assembly